CCUCGCGCCCCCGCUGCCUCCGCCGUGGAGACCAGAGAGCCCCGGGGGCUAGCGCAGCCGGGAGCGCGGGAGGCGGGGAGCCGGUCUCUGGGCUUAGGUCUCCGCCUGGGAUUUAGGGCAGCCCCCGAGGUGUCCUGCUCAGAGGAAUGGAACCUGCCUUCGGGGAAGUGAACCAGCUCGGGGGGGUGUUUGUCAACGGGAGACCCCUGCCCAAUGCCAUCAGGCUGCGGAUUGUGGAACUGGCGCAACUGGGUAUCAGACCGUGUGACAUCAGCCGGCAGCUCCGCGUUUCCCACGGCUGUGUCAGCAAAAUCCUGGCUCGCUACAACGAGACCGGCUCCAUCCUACCGGGGGCUAUCGGAGGCAGCAAGCCUCGGGUCACCACCCCCACGGUGGUAAAACAUAUCCGGACCUACAAACAAAGGGAUCCGGGCAUCUUCGCCUGGGAGAUCCGGGAUCGCCUGCUGGCCGAUGGCGUGUGUGACAAGUACAACGUGCCGUCGGUCAGCUCCAUUAGCCGCAUCCUCCGGAACAAAAUCGGGAACCUGUCUCAGCAGAGUCACUACGAGUCCUACAAGCAGCACCAGCCGCCCCCACAGCCUGCUCUGCCCUACAACCACAUCUACUCCUACCCCAGCCCCAUCGCUGCUGCGGGAGCCAAGGUGCCCACCCCUCCCGGGGUGCCAGCGAUCCCCAGCACCAUGGCCAUGCCCAGGACGUGGCCGUCCUCCCACUCGGUGACGGACAUCCUGGGGAUCCGGUCCAUCACAGACCAAGCAGUGAGCGACACCUCGCCUUACCCCAGCCCCAAGGUGGAGGAAUGGAGCAGCCUGGGCCGAAACAGCUUCCCUCCGCCGGCCCAGCACGCCGUCAACGGGCUGGAGAAGAGCUCCCUGGAGCAGGAGGCCAAGUACAGCCAGGCACCCAACGGCCUCCCAGCCGUCAGCAGUUUCGUGUCAGCACCAGCCAUGCCUCCCUACGCCACACCAGCCCAAGUGUCACCUUACAUGACGUACAGCGCCGCCCCGUCCAGCUACAUGGCGAGCCACGGCUGGCAGCACGCUGGAGGCACCCCGCUGUCCCCUCACAGCUGCGACAUCCCCGCCUCGCUGGCGUUCAAGGGCAUGCAGACGGCCAGGGAGGGCAGCCACUCGGUCACGGCCUCCGCGCUCUGAUGCAGGAGCCGGCCCAGGACCACCACGAGCCCGCUGGCUGGUCGUCCCCUGAGCCUGGCUCACGGACUGCUCUCUUCGUGCCGGCGACACCUGGCAUUUCUCCUCAUGACUUGUCUGCCGUAAGGCUUUUGGGAUUGAAAGAGCUGAAGACAACAUCAGAAACUGACAGAAGUGAGGUGUUGCGCUCUUUAAGUAAAGACCUUGCGUCCCUCAAAGGGCUCGUGGAGCCUUGUCCCACUCUCUCCUGGUCAAACCACACGUAUUUAUUCUUAAUCAUCACAGACUUUCUAAAUGUGCAAUUGUUAUUAAGAUUUGUGUAAAAAUCAAUAAAGAAAAAUCACCACAGAAAAUUCUGCUAUGCCUCAAAUCAGCAAAGGCGGCUAAAUGGGAGGCAUUUGCCGAUUGCUUAGAGAACAACCCUUUCAUCGACGAGGUUAUACAAUCCACCGCUAUUAAGAGAUCACUUUUUGGUUGUUUUGUUGGGUUUUGGUAAUCAAAUGUAGAACCAAGGCAAUAGGCGUCCCUCAGAUUCUUCUGGCAUGUUGCCAUCGUCAGGCAGUAGUAAUACCUUUAUGUUUUUAUCCAUUUGUAAAUAUAGGCUUUUGACAGCAUUUGUUUUCACCUUCCAGUACAUUUAUUUCUACUUUUUUUUUUUUUUUUUGACGUUAAAAAGGUGACUUUCUAGCUAUUUUCUGUGUCUUUGUGUGGUGGGGUGAUAGCCUCAGGUGAUGAGGUUUAGGUAAGUUUUUUUUCAUCGUGUUUUUGUGCCUACAGCGGAGGCUUCAACAUCUCAUGAAAUACAGUUAUCUCUUUAGCAGAAGAUUCAAAGGCAGAAAUCCAGCCGAGUAACUCUCCUCAGCUACACCCAGCCUCCCAGAUUCAUGAAACACCACAUUCAUGUUAAGUGUACAAACAGAAAUGGGUGGAAAAUAUCUGAACAAAACUGAAAACUGUAGAGGAAAAUGCUGUUAGUGUGCAACCUGUGCAGAGAUGCUUACAAAGCCAUGUCAGUCAACAAACCCACUGAGAAACAGAAUGGUACCGUCAUUGUUGGCUCACUCGUGUCCAGCAUUUUCGGCCCGAAGAUUAUGUUGUAAUUUUUUUAAGAGGAAGUUGUCUUUAAUUUCUGCUUUAAUGAAUGUAAAAUAUGGCUCUUGGUAAAGUUUACAUUGUUGUUCUGAAGCAUUUUUUUCCCUUAUAGGUAUACUGGUGGUGGUGCUACAAACACAGAUAUUAUUUAAUAUUAACAAAUUUCCUUUCUACAUUUCUGUAUCCAGUGGCAAGUACUCUGUGCCAGUUAUUUUGCUUUAAACUUUAAUCCCAAGAGAGCUAAUCUUUGAAAAUUUACCUGUUUUCCUUGGGCAAUAAUAAAGUUCUGACUAUUAUUCCAGAAUACUUUCCACAUGCUGUAGGUAUGUUCAGAAUAUGAACGUGGAAAAAAAAAAAUUAAGCCUGGUGUGACAUUUCAUAUACUUCAUAGAAUAUUAAUAUAUUGUGUAUUUUUAUAAAUGUUGUGCAAUAACUUAAAUUACACUAGAGAUAGUUAAAGCAGAGGAGAAAACUUCAUUCUUCAAAUAUUGCUCUAUCUGCAUACCAUAUUAAACAUU
Gymnogyps californianus (California condor) is the source of this 2782-nucleotide messenger RNA. It is a transcript of the gene PAX9, whose product is annotated as paired box 9. Gene Ontology annotation, biological process: regulation of transcription by RNA polymerase II; anatomical structure development. The transcript has 4 exons. The record is from RefSeq and is a predicted model, not a curated record. Gene Ontology annotation, molecular function: RNA polymerase II cis-regulatory region sequence-specific DNA binding; DNA-binding transcription factor activity, RNA polymerase II-specific. The coding region runs from base 147 to 1175 and encodes 342 amino acids. Lineage: Eukaryota; Metazoa; Chordata; Aves; Accipitriformes; Cathartidae.